AAUUGUGCUUGUGCAAUAGUGAAGUUCAUUUUUUUUGGAAGUUUAAACGCGUUCCUUGUGCCGGGGUUUUAAAUUUGAUUUCAAAAAAUAACAGUAAUUCGCGAUAGCCUACUUUUUUUGCUUAUUUUUUAAAGCUGAUUUUUUAUUGUUGCAAUGCAAUAUUCGCGGAACCAUUAACAACAACAACAUAAUUCAACAUUCAAGUGCAAAGCAAAUAAAAAUUAAACCUAUAUCAAAAAAGAAAUAUAGAAACUAAACGAAAAAAAAAACAAGAAAAAGAAUUUUUUGUCUUGUCCAGUGGAAAAAAAUCAACAGGCAGCAGCAACAACAACAAAAUCAAGUUCAAAAUUUGUUAAAAAGACCAACAAAAUGUCUGCUACUAUAGUGCAGAAAUCUACGGCAGUGGUCAAUUCGCAUUUUUUCGAGUGCGGCGACAUAUUCCAGGCGGUGGCCAGCGACCGUGAUCGCGAUCAUCUCCAGCAGCAACAGCAGCAGCAGCAGCAAGUGGAGCUCGUCCUGGACAGCAGCAGCAUGGAUCAGCAACAUCAGCAGCAGCCACAUCGCCUCCAUGGCGCCCUCACACGCACCAUUUCACAGCCGGCCCAGCAGCGGCAUCAGCUCAUUCAGCAACAGCAACAGCAGCAGCAGCAACAGCAACAGCAGCAGCAGCAGCAGCAACAGCAACCGGUGGCCAGCCUGGUGACCAUCAUGGAGAGCCUGGGCAACAUGAACCUACACCGCAAGCUGGAGCGGACGCAGUCGGAGCCACUGCCCCAGCAGCCGAUGAACACUUCCAGGUACAAGACGGAGCUGUGCCGUCCGUUCGAGGAGGCCGGCGAGUGCAAGUACGGAGAGAAGUGCCAGUUCGCCCAUGGCUACCACGAGCUGCGCAACCUGCAGCGCCACCCGAAGUACAAGACGGAGUACUGUCGCACCUUCCACAGCGUCGGCUUCUGUCCCUACGGGCCGCGCUGUCACUUCGUGCACAAUGCGGACGAGGCCCGUGCCCAGCAGGCUGCCCAGGCGGCCAAGUCCUCCUCCCAGUCGCAGCAGCAGCAGCAGCAAACCCAAUCGCAGUCGCAGCAGCAGCAGCAGCAAUCGUCGCCGAACUUCCCGCCGAAGAGCAACCAGAGCAACAGCAGCAGCAGCAGCACCAGCAGCAGCAACAGCAGCAAUCACAGCAGCAACAGCAGCAAUGGCAACAACAACAGCAAUGGCAACAACAACAACAACAACAGUAGCAACAACAGCAGCAGCCAGUUCUACUUGCCGCUAAGUCCACCGCUGAGCAUGAGCACAGGAUCAGACCGGGAAUCGCCCACCGGAUCGCUGUCGCUCAGUCCCACCAACUCGCUGACCAGCUUCCCGUUCCACGACGCCUUGCCGCUGCAGCAGGGCUACCUGGCCUCCAAUGGCGGCACCAGCAACAGCUCCGCCUCGUCCACGUCCUCGGCCUCGGGAUUGGGUCUCGGCAUGACCAUGACCAUGGGCAUGGGCAUGGGCAUUGGCAUGGGCAUGGGACAGCAGGGCAUGGGGAUGAACCAUCAUGGACCGGCCACGCCGCCCGAGAGUCCCAAUGUACCGAUUUCGCCGGUUCACACGCCGCCACCGUACGAUGUGGUUAGCGGAGGAUCGGGAAACGGUGGCAAGCAGAUGCUGCAGAAGAGCAUCAGCACGCCGAUGCAGCAGGAGGAGACGCCCAGGCUGCCGGUGUUCAAUCGGCUGAGCUCCGCGGUGGAGGCCUACCAGCAGCAGUCCAACCUGGGACUCUAAGCAGAGCUCGGUCCACGAACCACGAGCCACGAGCCAAGCCACCACCCAGCACCACCACCAGCACCCUAUCAGCCAUUCAAACCACCCAUCACACCCAUCAAAGCAUCCCUCCAUUAAGAACAGCAUCCUUGACAAAAUCUCAGUAACGACCAGCCCAAUGGAAACUGGUAACUGGAACAAACUCGCGCAAUCCAAAUCCAACAAAAAAUUCCUAAACACAAAAAACACAACAGGGCAACUGGAUUUUUGGGGCAGCAAAAGUGUAUAUCAAGUAUACGCCACCGAAAAGACAGGCCACUGCCAAGAAAACCUAAACCUAAACCUAAACACACAAUCCCUCCCCCAAAUUGUGAAACGAACUUUGAUAUGAUUUCUCUCAUGCUGUGACAGUCAAUCGUUAUAUAUCGUUAUAUUUGAGAAGGAUCGAGCCGCAAAAGAAAAAAAAAACGGGACGAUUAGGUAGAUAGAUACGUAAAUGACAAACCAACAAUCCAAGCAAACUAUGAUCUUAAACUAAACACUAAAAACUAAAAGCUAAAAAAGUGAAAGUUAAACGAAACAUUCUAGAGAAAGGAAAGGAAAUUGGACGACAAGAAGGGGAUACGGACGAAUCGGAGUUUUUUUUUGUUUUUUUUUUGGGAAUCUUCAGCGAAUGUUGCUCAAAUCGAAAUCAACAAAUGGCCAACGACGAACGUGAUUAUUCGUUCCUGCAUUUAUAGGACCUACUGCAGUGCACCAAUUAGAAACCUUUCGCACACACCUAUCGCUUUUGUUCAAUAUUUAUACGCCACGCACUUUGGAUUAGUCGUAUGUAGGAAUUGAUUAUCGGUUUAUAUACAAACAUAUGGCAGCAGCACCUGUAUAUAUCCCUUGAUACUUGCAAUGGAUGGAGAGAGAAAGAAAGAGAAAGAGAAAGAGAGAGAGAGUAGAGAGGAGUUGGUCCGAUGUCUUCCAAUCCAAGCCAAGCCAAUAAAUCAAUCAAUCAAUCCAGAUGACGAUAAUAUGUUAGACGGACAGAAAGAAACGGAGCUAAAGGAAAUUUUUUAAUUUAUUAUUUUUUGCUAAAUUUAUGUAAUAGAGAACGUUUUGUAUAUACGAGAGUUAAUAUUUUGAUAUAACGUUUAUAAAUUAUAUUUACCAAUUAUAUUACGAUUACGGUUAUAUGAUGAUGAUGAUCUUGAAAGAUAUAAAUAUUAUUGAUGAUAUACCUCUGCAAAUCGUGCAAACAAUCACAACAAGCAAACACCAACUAGAAACCCACGAGCAACAAACAAUAUUUUGUCUUCGAGAAGAUAAGUUAAUUAUGAAAUUCUGUCAUUGACUUUACUUGAUUUUUUUUUGUUUGAACGACGACUACGAUUCUGUGUACUUUUUAAAAUCGAUAUAUAUGAAAUGGAAAUGCUGAUUUUUUAACACCAUAAUUUAUUUUCACAUCUAUUUACAUAAAACAUACCAGAUCUAUCUUAUAUGCAAUUAAUGUUAAUAAUUUAUGAAAACAACACAUUCGACACACACACACACACA
Drosophila ficusphila is the source of this 3297-nucleotide messenger RNA. RefSeq names its product protein TIS11 (gene Tis11). The record is from RefSeq and is a predicted model, not a curated record. NCBI's taxonomy places the organism in Eukaryota, Metazoa, Arthropoda, Insecta, Diptera, Drosophilidae. Gene Ontology annotation, molecular function: metal ion binding; mRNA binding. The coding region runs from base 370 to 1773 and encodes 467 amino acids. The transcript is spliced from 4 exons.